AUGAAUUCUGUGUGUCCCACGCCCAUUCGGUACUCUGUCGCAUUACCCUAUGUUCCGUUUUCCAUCAGUUUUACUGUCCUCACCGCCAAAUUUUGCGUUCCUGGCGUUGCCAAUGCUGACUUCGUCAUCUUCCCUCCACGUUGCGUCGUUGCCAAAGACAUUAUGAGAAGUGAAGCUAACAGAGAUAGUGUUGGUAAAACUGUAUAUACUGUGGAAAAUGAGCCAGAUCCUAUUCCGUCCUCUUAUCUACAUCGUGCCUGCAUGCGCGAAUUCAUGGUAUCAACUAUCGGUAAUCACGAAGCAAUACCGGCAGAUUCGUAG
Molecule: messenger RNA, 321 nt
Organism: Zychaea mexicana
Lineage: Eukaryota; Fungi; Mucoromycota; Mucoromycetes; Mucorales; Lichtheimiaceae
Exons: 3
Coding region: 1-321 (106 amino acids)
Source: RefSeq, a predicted model, not a curated record